GAACUCUGAUGAGGACCAGACUGUGUCAGUGCAGAAGAAGGAAGCGGGUGUUAGCGAAGGCUGGGGGGAUGGGGAAUAGAGGAGGUGGGCGGGUGGUGGACCAUCGCUUGCCACCCAAGAUGUUAUUCACUGGCCAGUGCAGCCAUGGGCACAUCUGGACGUAUUAACUUCACUGUGCGCAGCCUCCUGGAUUUGCCAGAACAAGAUGCGCAACACCUGCGGAGGCGGGACCCAGAACCGCCAACCCAUCGCCGCCGCGACCCUUCUUACCCCGAGUGGAUGGAGACUGACCGGAGUCACUACCCCUGUGACUUCAGACGAGAGCAGCCCAGAGACCAGCCCUUCGGAUUCCGUGCAGCGGCUGCGGUCCCUGCCUCCUGUAGAGCUGCCUGUCUCCGACUCUGAGAAGAGGAAGAAGCGACGGGUGCUGUUCUCCAAGGCUCAGACUCUGGAGCUGGAGCGGCGCUUCCGGCAGCAGCGCUACCUCUCUGCUCCAGAGAGGGAACAGCUGGCUCGGCUCUUGAGCCUGACGCCUACUCAGGUCAAAAUCUGGUUCCAGAACCACCGCUACAAGAUGAAGCGUGCCCGGGGUCAUGGGCCUCUGGGUCCUGCCUGUGGUCUGGAUCUGAGCCCAACUCCUGCGCUGCUACGCCGGGUGGUAGUCCCGGUGCUAGUCAGUGACCGAAAGCCUUGCCAAGGUUGCGAACCUAGUCUGGCAGCAAACCUGGACAAGCCGAGUUUGCCUCAAGCUGCCACUGCCUCCACUUGCGUCCUUCAGGGCUACCCUUCUUUCCCUGCCAGUUCCACGGCUGCACUCAGUCUCUUUCAGGUUAAUCAGCACUUAGCUCACCCGACAGUAGUCUCUUGGAACUGGUGAGAUCGCCAGUGCAGUGGAGAAGGCAUGUCUUAGAGUCUCUCUCCCUACUGGUUUCCACCCUUCAAGUGGAUUUACAGAAAUUUACUUCAGAGACCUAGAACCUGCCCUGCAGUCCCAAAAGCAUCUUUAGAUUCUAGGGGCAGUGGACGACUGCGGCAGCUCUCUGCCUUCCUUACAUCUGCCUUUUCUGGAACCCCUAGUUCUCUCCAGAUCAGACGCCCAAGUCUUGGAGAAAGCCAGGAAUAGAAUUCGCCAAUAUUUCCUCUUGUCCUCUCCCCAGCUGCAAAUUCACCUGUUAAAUGAAUUGUUCAAACCAUAUUUGCAUAUUUUCAAAGUAGUAAUUUGUAUGGGAAACAAUCUAUUUUUUAAAGAAAUAGAAUUUUUUGUGGUAGUACUAAUGUGAAUAAAGUGUAUUUGGAACCCUUCUCUUCCCGUUUCUGCAUAACAGAGUAAAGAAGCAAUGCUCCGUUUUGAAGGGCACAUGUUACUCUGCUGCUUCUUUCUCUUGGCUUUUAAAGACUUUGCUCUUUCCCUCCUUUCACUACUCCAAAAUAUGUACCAUCGAAAUCCAGACUCAACAAUAAGGAGAAAGGUGUGGAGAACGGCUAGUUGUUACUGGAAAGUGCCUGGGUGUGCAAGUUUGUGAGUUCUCCCCUCCCCAUUCUGGAAGCUGUAGUUUCUAAUUCCAAAUUCAGCAUCACAAUCUUGGGUAGAGACAUAUUUCUCCUGAUCCUUCCCUUUUGAAAUUUUUAAUAAUAAACAUUUCUUUGCUCUAA
Vombatus ursinus (common wombat) is the source of this 1653-nucleotide messenger RNA. It is a transcript of the gene NKX2-8, whose product is annotated as NK2 homeobox 8. The record is from RefSeq and is a predicted model, not a curated record. NCBI's taxonomy places the organism in Eukaryota, Metazoa, Chordata, Mammalia, Diprotodontia, Vombatidae. Gene Ontology annotation, molecular function: DNA-binding transcription factor activity, RNA polymerase II-specific; RNA polymerase II cis-regulatory region sequence-specific DNA binding. The transcript is spliced from 3 exons. Bases 206 to 877 code for a protein of 223 amino acids. Gene Ontology annotation, biological process: regulation of transcription by RNA polymerase II; cell differentiation. Gene Ontology annotation, cellular component: nucleus.